Messenger RNA from Equus caballus (horse), 2137 nucleotides. It is a transcript of the gene GNAT2, whose product is annotated as G protein subunit alpha transducin 2. Gene Ontology annotation, molecular function: G-protein beta/gamma-subunit complex binding; GTP binding; GTPase activity. Gene Ontology annotation, biological process: adenylate cyclase-modulating G protein-coupled receptor signaling pathway; detection of chemical stimulus involved in sensory perception of bitter taste. Lineage: Eukaryota; Metazoa; Chordata; Mammalia; Perissodactyla; Equidae. The record is from RefSeq and is a predicted model, not a curated record. Gene Ontology annotation, cellular component: photoreceptor outer segment; heterotrimeric G-protein complex; photoreceptor inner segment.
GAAGCCCUUGAAUCUAAGACUCUAUAAUCUGGAAUUUCAGCGUGGGGAGAUCUUCCUACAUUUGUGCCUCUAAUCUCUAGCUCUAAAUUGCAAGUGAAUUCAAGGAAGGAAGAGACUUUUAAGGGAUCGCCCCUCAAAAGGAUGAGGCAGAGAUUAUCUUAUUCCAGAGAGCUCCAGUACCCUCAUCCUAUCCUCCUGUAUGAGAAUCCCUAGUUACACAGAUCAUUCCCCUAGUUACAGAAACACUUGAGUCUUUACCCUUUGUCAUACUGAGCUCUUAAUUGGCUUGACCCAUCACAUUGCUAGAUAUAAAGGUUACAAUCCCUAGACUAAGUAGGUCUCCAGCUGGGGUAGGGAGUCACAGCCAAGACAAGCAGGGUACAAGAACCUAGCGUGCUCCCUCACCCAGCCUCCUAUAGACUAGCUUUUUAGGAGGACUAAGAAACUGAUACUCAAUCCCAAUUUACUUUUUCCUUAUCUUCCAUCUCACAGAUAGGAAAACCUACAGAAGAAUCUUAAGGGCUGGAAGAAGCAGCUGAGAAGGAGACGGCAGAAAGAUGGGGAGUGGAGCCAGUGCUGAGGACAAAGAACUGGCCAAGAGGUCCAAGGAGCUAGAAAAGAAGCUGCAGGAGGAUGCUGACAAGGAAGCCAAGACCGUCAAGCUGCUAUUGCUGGGUGCUGGGGAGUCAGGAAAGAGCACUAUCGUCAAACAGAUGAAGAUCAUUCAUCAAGAUGGCUAUUCGCCAGAAGAAUGCCUGGAGUACAAGGCCAUCAUCUAUGGGAAUGUGCUGCAGUCUAUCCUGGCUAUCAUCCGGGCCAUGUCCACACUGGGCAUUGACUAUGCUGAACCAAGCUGUGCGGAUGAUGGGCGACAGCUCAACAACCUGGCUGACUCCAUUGAGGAGGGCACCAUGCCUCCUGAGCUGGUGGAGGUCAUCAGGAAGUUGUGGAAGGAUGGUGGGGUGCAAGCCUGCUUCGACAGAGCUGCAGAGUACCAGCUCAAUGACUCGGCAUCUUACUACCUGAACCAAUUAGACCGAAUUACAGCCCCUGACUACCUCCCUAAUGAGCAAGAUGUGCUACGAUCCAGAGUCAAAACCACAGGCAUCAUUGAGACCAAGUUUUCUGUCAAAGACUUGAACUUCAGGAUGUUUGAUGUGGGAGGGCAGAGAUCAGAGAGAAAGAAGUGGAUCCACUGCUUUGAGGGGGUCACUUGCAUCAUUUUCUGUGCAGCCCUCAGUGCCUAUGAUAUGGUGCUGGUGGAAGAUGACGAAGUGAAUCGUAUGCAUGAAUCCUUGCACCUGUUCAACAGCAUAUGCAACCACAAGUUCUUUGCAGCUACUUCCAUUGUCCUCUUUCUCAACAAGAAGGACCUCUUUGAGGAAAAAAUCAAGAAAGUCCAUCUCAGCAUUUGCUUUCCAGAAUAUGACGGGAACAACUCUUAUGAGGAUGCAGGGAACUAUAUCAAGAGUCAGUUCCUUGACCUCAACAUGAGAAAAGAUGUCAAAGAAAUCUACAGCCACAUGACCUGUGCUACAGACACGCAGAACGUCAAAUUUGUAUUUGACGCAGUUACAGAUAUUAUCAUCAAAGAAAACCUCAAGGACUGUGGACUCUUCUAAUCCUCACCAUUCCUCAAGUAUACAUUCUAUACACAGGCUUGGAAUCUGGGUAAUUUCAAGCAGAAAAUUAUAGGUCAAUAUACCACGACAUGAAGAACGAAUUCAUUCUCCCUUGGAGAUGGAGUAUGCAUGAUUGCCACUGUGGCUCAUACGUUCUUUUCAAAAUGGGAUAGUUAGUGCAGUUUAACGAGCACUGGCCAGGGGUCAGAAGACCCAGGUUCCAGUACUGGUUCUGCUACUUACUAUAAUAAUGUCAAUAUUUCAUUUCUCUGAGCCUUGAGUCCCUCAUCUAUAAAAUGAAGGUAACUUCCCUACUACUUCACAGUUAUUCUGAUGAUCACAAACAUAACUAAAGGGAAGGCAUGUAAAAGCUGUGUGGUUAGAGUCACAGAAAGAAAUCCUAUAUAAAAGCUGCCAUUUAUGAAAUUCAACACCAUGCUUUUAGAUGAACUAUCCCAAGCAAAACAGUUAAUUUUCCCUACAGUCUGCAAAAAACAAUUAAAAACAAAACCUCA